ACCGCCGGAGUGCUUUUUUUUCUCCCUCAGUAUCCGUGGAAAAGAAUUACACCCGAGUCAAGGGUCAGAGAUUGGUUGCCACGGUAACCAGCCGAAAAUGCAUGCAAUACCAUGUAUUUUGUUCUCUCCCUCCGCGUAGUGACAAGACGGUAUACCAGCGGCCCGUUGCCAGCAUUAUCCCUCCCCUAACACUGAGAGUUGUCCACUCUAUCGCUGUUACCACGGUGACGGCAGGGCUGAUGAUGCAGGACGGUGAUGCAGGCCUGUCAUUGCAGGCUUGGGACGAAUCGGCUCUAUAGAAUCAACACAUAGGCUUGACAGUCGCCCGGUCGAUGUCGUCGAUCUCUGCACUCCUCCGGGAACACUUCAAUAGUGCGUCUUGACACCGUUGUAACAUUGUUAUUACCCAACGCAUGAAGGACUCGUUUCCGCAGCUCUUCAUCCCCCGUCCUCGACUGACAGGUUGUGCCGAGUGAUAUCAUGGGGAACGGUGUGUCGUCCAGAGAACGAAAUGCCACCGCAUGUAUUCAUCUGGACGUCAACGGUUCCAGACAAAAGGUGAAAUUUGGGCGAAGAUGCAGCACCAGAGAUGUUCAUGAUCUGUUGGCAGCAGCGGCUGGAGUGAACAAAAUGGCAACUAUCAUAUUGAAGGACGAUGAUGGCGCCCUUGUCAGCGUGUCACCUGCAAUGCCUUUGAACACAGCCUCAACGCCCUAUAAAUUAUUUGCCGUUGAGGACGCUGGUCAAUCCGCAGGCCAAGAAAAUGCUGUGCUUUCCGGAGUGAUAACGCAGGUUGCGGAUCAAUUCACUAAGGCCUUGGGAGUCAGUGAAAUCAGGGAAGAGCUGUCAUCUAGAAUUGAACUCAUCGAAAAGAAAAAAGAAAUUGAAGGAUUGAAGGCAAUCGAAAUUGAAAAAUGCAAACUGGAGUUGAAGAACUUGAAGGAAGAGCUACUGAAUGCGAAAAGUUACGGUCCUCCUUUCUGCAGUAGGCAUGUGAAAUUCUGCAAAUGCGCCAUCCCUGAGCGGGAUGAGAAGAAGAUUGUGGCCCGACGAGACGUGCCCAAGUACCCCAAGUACACCCUGUCACAAGAGACAACUGAGUACUUGAAGAAGCCCGCCUUUGAUAUCUGGCACUGGGAAUCCAAUGAGAUGUUGUGCCUGUUGGAACACAUGUACUACGAGCUUGGACUGGUGGAGGAGUUCAGUAUUAACUCACUGGUGCUUAAACGAUUUUUGCUGUGUGUUCAAGAGAACUACCGCCACAAUCCCUUCCACAACUUCCGACACUGCUUCUGCGUGACACAGAUGAUGUACGGAAUGAUCCACCUCUGCAACCUGAGCUCAAUACUGUCCCGGAUGGAGUUGGGAAUUCUGCUGACGUCAGCACUCUGUCACGACUUGGACCACCCGGGAUACAACAACACGUACCAAAUCAAUGCACGCACAGACCUAGCGAUCCGCUACAACGACAUAUCCCCGCUGGAGAACCACCAUUGUGCCGUGGCCUUUAAGAUCAUCGGUAACCCUGACUGUAACAUUUUCGCCAACACCGAACCGGACACGUUCAAGGUGAUUCGCCAGGGCAUCAUUAUGCUCAUCUUGGCUACCGACAUGGCUCGCCACAGCGAGAUACUCGACCAAUUCAAGAAAUACGUGGAGAGUGGGUUCAAUUUCAACAACGAGGAACAUCUCAACUAUUUGAAAAUGCUGUUGAUCAAGUGUUGUGACAUAUCCAAUGAAGUGCGACCUAUGGAGGUCUCUGAGCCUUGGGUGGACUGCCUGUUGGAGGAAUACUUCAUGCAGAGUGACCGAGAAAAGAAAGAGGGCCUUCCGGUAGCGUCCUUCAUGGACCGGGAUAAAGUCACCAAGCCGACCUCACAGAUUGGUUUCAUCAAGUUUGUCUUGAUUCCCAUGUUCGAGGUGGUUGCCAAGGUAUUUGCUGUAUUGGAUAUCUCCAUGGUCCAGCCACUUCGAGAAGCCUUGUUCCGCUAUGAGGACCUGAAAGCCGCAGAAGAUGCGGCCAAAGAAGAGAAGAAGAUGACUGAAACGAAUCAACUCCUCGGAAUCGACAGCUCCGCCUAAAAUUCGAUGGCGCCAUACAUCUCCUUUUCAACGUGGUUCUCUUGCAGUUGACAAAUUGGUGAAGAUUCUUUCUUGCAUUGGAAAGCUUAAUGUGGACGGCGCCAUUUUGUGGAGAUGGACGUACGUGAGGGGUUAUUCCCGCUGGUACCAAGCACUAAUCAUCCUAAAUGCCAUGUGAUGUCAAUCGUUUGCGAACAUGUUUCGGCUGAUUUGUGCUUAGUACGUAAAUUUGCUGAAAAGUAUUUUUCCAGCUAAGCAUCCGAAGAGAACAUUUAUUUAUAUUUGGAGCGUAUAUAUAUUCGUUAAGUACGGCAGAGUUUUUGCUAAGCCGGUCAUAGGUCUCAUUCACAAGUCAGCCAUAUUGAGUAAGAGUGAUUCACAAUUGAAAAAGAUUGAGGGAACGUGAUCAAAUAUGGCUUCCUUAUGAAUAAGGUCUACUAUACCAGUACACCAUAUAUUGCUCCUGGUCAUACCCAAAAGGACUCACAAGCCAUAUUCGACAAUGUCAGUAGUCAAAGAGGAGAGAUUUGGCCGGUCCAAAAGCUAUGGCUGCGGCUGGAUAUAACACCUACACCACUUACCAAUUGAAAAGGCACUGGACAGCAGCUGACGCCACUCCCUGUAGACAUGUGUGUUACUCUUGCCGCAGCCAGUCUGCUGUGGUUUACACGCAGGGCUAGGGCUGAAUAUUAUUUUAGGUCUUGCACGAGUGCGUCUCCGCUUGUUGCCGAGCGCACUCAAAUUAAUUUUGUGGUUUAAUGAAUAUGUAUUGUUAUCUGUAUGAGGUCAAGGGGAAAUGAAGCGAUAAGUCGCUAUAUACAUGUAUUAGAAAGUGCACUUAAUUACAUCUAAAUGUUAUAAACAGUUCAUAUUUUCAUGCUGAAGACAGAAAUGAUUCUGUAGUAUGAAAAAUUGGCGAAUGGGAUGGUUUGGGAAUAGACCAAAGAUGAGGUUAUUCGGAAACCAAUUUUUAUGGUCAGAAGGGGAUUGGAAACAGGUGCUAUUUUGAAAUACAGUGAUUUUUACCAUCUUAUACAGUUGAUUUAAGGUACCAUAUGAAGUAGAUUUUUUUAAUGAAAUUUUUUUGACUGAGAGCUGUAAUGCUAUAGAUUCUGGGGAUUUCUAUUGUCCCACUCACUGAUCCAAUCUUCCUUUGUUCAACCGGCAAGUAAAGUUUUCUGAAUUGCUAUGCUGUAGGCAAGAAUCGAUUAUAGAAACGUAUACAGAACAACCAAGUUGUACAAAUUGAGUGUCCUGUAUUGUGUACCAGCUUGUUCAUAAAUCCAGAAGAAAAUAAGUGAGGCGACGCAGGGAAGAACAGACUAACGGUCCACGAGUACAUGCAUCAAUUGGAAUUCCAACCGCGAGCACUCUCGGCCCUUGUGAAAAGCAAACUGGUAAUAAUUUUUAAAAAGUUAAACGGGACUCACAUGAGGACUGUUUCCUUCAUAUUUUAUUGCAGUCCGACUCCUGUGUAGAAGUUAGCGCUUUGAUGAAAUAAAAUGGGUACCAGGGUAAAAUUUUUAAACAACAAUUCGUAGAUUUCUUUCUUAGAAGGAACAAUUUAAGAUCAUACAGAAAUUCCGUAUACAACUAGUUUUAAUCACUCGUAUUACGCAAUGGCUAGAGGUUAUUUGUCUUCACACAAAGGGCAGAUCCGGAGGACUCCAACAGCGAUCUUUUUGGUUUAUUACCUUUCCCUCCUUCCAAAGUGUGCAAUAAGCUUUUGCUGCUACAAAGAAGACACGUACUGGUAUUCGGGUCCUAAAACUCCGAUUUCCUUGUUCCUUAAACUGUGGACCACUGUGAUAUGUUGAGUGACUUUCAGCGGACUCAUUGUACAUGUAUAUGUUUAUUCGUAAUCAAAAGUUAAUAGAACAGCAUUUAAGGCCAGAACAUGCGAAAUUUUAUACAUGUAUUCAACUUUUCCCGCUUGUUCCCCCCUUUUGAUAUCAAACAAAGAUAAGGAAGAGAAAUAAUUUUACGGAACAGUCCAAUAUAUAAAGUGGAAGGAAUUGACAGUAUUGUUAUAGUGUGUUACACCCGACUCGGGAGAGUUCGCUGUACCGCUGUUAAAUGUCUAACAUUCUGAAACAAAUUAAUAUUUAACAAAUUUAACAGUUGGAGAGUAAUGUAAAGAUGUAUUUUGGUUUUGAAGUGCGCACUUAGUAAAAUUUCAUAAUGAUUAUGCUUAUCUUUAUUUAUCCUUUGCAUCAAGUUUUGAUGGUUGUAAUAGACGGGUCGAUGUACUUUUGGUGAUGUUCGUCACAUGUGAUUUAAGCCUGUACGCUUUGGGGGCGAGUAGCUCGUACACUCGUAAACAACAUCGUGAAGUGAAUGUUUGACGUCAAAAGGGGAGCCUUAAAUAUCUCGUCAACCCCUCCAUGCAUUUUCAAUGGCAAAACCUGUCAUUAAAAAUGCAUGGAGGGGUUGACGAGAUAUUUAAGGCUCCCCUUUCAAUCUCUUGUGUCAUUUUACAAUUUUCUGUUAAAAUGGGGUUGUUAUUGUAAUGUUUAAUACCCACAAAGAAUUGGACUGUGCUGCGAUAAGUUAAGUCUGGGGACGAGAAUUUGUUAAAGUUGAAUCGUUCCAACACCCAUCGCGAAUGUUUAUUUCCUGCGGAUGGAUUCGCUCACUUCAUGUAAUUUAGGUUGAUCGGUGGGACUGUUUCAUUUAAGGCCUUUAUGGAAUGCUGUAGAAUAGAUUUAAGUAUAUGUACAAGUAUUUUAAGACACCUCGUAAUAGUUAGCACUGAAAAACGGUCACUACGUUGUUCGGGGAUUGUAAACCAAUUUGAAAUCGUAUCUUUCGUUUGUUUUCCUAAGUUUGUCAGAGUUAACCUAGACCAUUCCUUAAAUAACUGAUCUCUCUGUCUUUGCACUCCUGUUUAAUUGACGCAUUCAAGUAAUUCAUCCUUAUAAGUAAGGAAAUAUGGACUUGAUAACACCAUCGUAUAUUUUCAAUCGUCGAUUUGUUGUACACUGUUCAUGUAAAAAUCUCUUUCCAAAAAGUUACAUCUAAAACAUUGCUGACCAACAGAAUUUAGGAUGUCGUCAGAUGUACCGGGAUUUUCAAUGAAAUAGCACUGUCGAUUUUGAUAAUGGCUGGAAAAUUCUAUAUUCCUCUCUGGAACAGGUGCCAGUUUGUGUUAUUAAUUCUUUAAGAAAAAACCAAUACAUGAGGAAUAA
Messenger RNA from Acanthaster planci (crown-of-thorns starfish), 5270 nucleotides. It is a transcript of the gene pde9a, whose product is annotated as phosphodiesterase 9A. The record is from RefSeq and is a predicted model, not a curated record. Gene Ontology annotation, molecular function: 3',5'-cyclic-nucleotide phosphodiesterase activity. Lineage: Eukaryota; Metazoa; Echinodermata; Asteroidea; Valvatida; Acanthasteridae. Gene Ontology annotation, biological process: signal transduction.